UUGAGGAACUCUGGAACUGGGAAGUACGGAGCACCUAGUUUGGGGUUACCUGUCGCGGAGGAUGGUGGCGCUGGGACCCAGGGUCCAACGCGGUCAGUAACUCCGCGGUCUGGAGUGGGCGGGGAAGGGGCGCUCUCUUUCUCUGUAGUCCGCGAUCAAGUCCCGCCCUUUUCCGGGGAUCUUUCCCUGGAUUGGCUGUCCUUCCUUAACGUCAUACGGCCCCGCCCCGGCGCGCGCCCCGCCGCGUGCCCACCCCCGGGCGGCUGCUGCAGCCUACGCUACACUGCCACAGCCUGCCGCCCGCGGAGCGGGAGCCCGACCCUGAGCGCGCAGAGCUCGACGUGGGCUCCUGGGCCGCGGCGGCGGGCAGGCGAUGCUCCAGACGCCUGAGCAGCCAUGGAGGGCGAGGCGGGCGGCCUGGAGGAGCUGACGGACGAGGAGAUGGCGGCGCUGGGCAAGGAAGAGCUGGUGCGGCGCCUGCGGCGGGAGGAGGCGGCGCGCCUGGCGGCUCUGGUGCAGCGCGGCCGCCUCAUGCAGGAGGUGAAUCGGCAGCUGCAGGGUCACCUGGGCGAGAUCCGCGAGCUCAAGCAGCUCAACCGGCGCUUACAGGCCGAGAACCGUGAGCUGCGCGACCUCUGCUGCUUCCUGGACUCGGAGCGCCAGCGCGGGCGGCGCGCCGCGCGCCAGUGGCAGCUCUUCGGGACCCAAGCAUCCCGAGCCGUGCGCGAGGACUUGGGCGGUUGUUGGCAGAAGCUGGCCGAGCUUGAGGGCCGCCAGGAGGAGCUGCUGCGGGAGAACCUGGCGCUUAAGGAGCUCUGCCUGGCUCUGGGCGAGGAGUGGGGCCCCCGGGGCGGCCCCGGCGGCGCUGGGGGCUCAAGCACCGGGCCGACACCCGAGCUCGCCUUGCCCCCCUGCGGGCCCCGCGACUUGGGCGAUGGAAGCUCCAGCACCGGCAGCGUGGGCAGUCCGGAUCAAUUGCCCCUAGCCUGCUCCCCAGAUGACUGAGGGCUCAGCUUCCUUCACGUCGACGCCCGACCAGACUGCUUCCCAAGCACCGGGACUGCGGUGGACCUCGGGACCUGGACGCCGUCCCGCCUGCGCACGAGGGGCCGCGGGCAUGGAUUUGGAAACUCUGGCACUAAGGAGGGCCCCUCGCUCUCCUCGGUGGGGCAGCAGGGGGACUGGAGGCUGGAGCGGAGGGACUUGCUCGGGGCGGGGUGGGGGCUAAUAAACUGGAACGGAAGCAGA
Molecule: messenger RNA, 1248 nt
Organism: Ailuropoda melanoleuca (giant panda)
Lineage: Eukaryota; Metazoa; Chordata; Mammalia; Carnivora; Ursidae
Gene: CCDC85B
Product: coiled-coil domain containing 85B
Exons: 1
Coding region: 397-1005 (202 amino acids)
Biological process (GO): negative regulation of DNA-templated transcription
Cellular component (GO): nucleus
Source: RefSeq, a predicted model, not a curated record